Calliphora vicina (urban bluebottle blowfly) is the source of this 2199-nucleotide messenger RNA. RefSeq lists its product as uncharacterized. The transcript has a single exon. Lineage: Eukaryota; Metazoa; Arthropoda; Insecta; Diptera; Calliphoridae. The record is from RefSeq and is a predicted model, not a curated record. Bases 102 to 1580 code for a protein of 492 amino acids.
UAGUACAUUUCUGUCUGGCUAUUACAAAAUUUUCUAAAUUUAAACCUAAAAAUUUUCCGCACAAAAUUUAUUUCAAAAUUCUUCCAACUCUUGAAACAAAAAUGUUAAACAAAAGGAAGCUGGAACCUUUAACACCCACCAAACAAAUACUAAAAUGCAGCCAACAACUAAAUUGCCAAAUUCCUUUGAAUUCCAUGGAAAAAUGUCAAUAUAAAUCAUGUCAAACAGACAAACACAAAGAAAUGCCAGAGAUUAAAUGUAAACAUCUUGAAAAAAUCGAUAAAUAUUGGAGUGAAUUUCUAAAGGCUCAACAAGAAUCAACGGCCAAUUAUGUGUAUAAACUACAAAUAUUUGGAAAUGCUAAAGAUCCUACAUUGGUGAAGAAAGAACCCGUGUCUUGGGAAUCUAUAAAUCAGCGGGUAUUACAUAUGCCGUUUGUGGGAGGUCUUUUAAAAUCCGAUAUGUUUUAUUUGUUAAGUUUCCUGCUAAAUCUAAUGAAAGUAUCCCCUCAAAAGCAACAGGAAUAUAUGGAAUAUUUGCAGGAUCAGGGUUUUUUAAAUGGGGAAUUAUUAAACUAUUUAGAAAUGAUGGCCAGGCAGCCCAAUGCGGGUUUAAAUGACAAGCAGUUAAAGGAGUUUCAACAAAUUUUACAAAACUUAAGGGCCCGAGUUAAUGGCUGUGAUAAGCUUAAUUACUUUAAUGCAGAACAUAUUUUCUUAAAGUCUAUAAACGAAAUUAAUCCUUAUGAAUUGGAGUAUUUAAAUAGCGUGCUUCUUAACAGUGGCAAACUCAACUCUCAGCAAUUUAUGUAUUUGGCCAGAUUUGUAGACAGAUUGCAGGCUAUGGACAGCAACAAACGAGAACAAUAUCUAAAAGCUUUGCAAAACAAGAAAAUAUUGCCUUUUUCCAGGUUUGAAACUCUAUUAGCUUUUAUGCUUAGCAAAGCGAAAAGAUUUGAACAACUUAAACUAAAACUUUUGCUCAAGGAAUUGCUGACAAUAAUGGACCUGGGUCCUUGUGUUGAAGACACACAGCCACCAACAAAAGUAAAGUCCCAACCUUUGGCAAUACACAUUGACUACAAUGUAAUCGAUAAGGCUUUGUAUCAUCUGAUGAGAACUCGCAUACCGAACAUUGUCAGGGUAACUGAAUUGAAAAACUUUCUCAAGGAUUUAAUGCUGGUGCAUGCAGAUCAAAUUGUGGAGAAUUUGAUUAAUUUAAAAAGCUCAAAUGUCUUGACUACAGAACGUUUGAAAUAUAUAGAACAUUUUAUAGUUUCAGGGAAAUUGGGUAAAGUGGAGAGAGAUAAAAAGAAAUUCCUAUUAAAGUUGAUACAAAAAGUAGCUGAGCUUCCCUUAAAUCCGGCAGGGGUUGUGACUAAUUUGGUUAUACCCGCUAGUAAGGGUCCAAUAAAUGAGAAAUCAGAUGUUCAAGCUAGUAAAACUAAUGAGAUUGUAACAGAACCAGCUAAAACAUAUGAAGAUGGAACUAAACAUGAGUCUAAUGAAAGGCAGUCUAGGAAAUCAGCUAAGAGAGCCAGCAAGAAUUCCAAGAAAAAAGCAGGAAAGAAAAAGAAAUAAAGGCAGUUUAAAGGGAAAGAAGUUCUUCCUAAGCAAAGGACAAAUUUUCUAAACCUUUUGAAACACUUUUAACAUCUCUUCUCAAUAAAAAGAAACCCUUCUCCAACAUGCUACCCUGAAUUUGUUUUAUUCCUUUUUAAUCAAUUUACUUUAAAACCUCAAAUAAAUUUUAAUUUUUCCCAAAUAAAAUCCCAAACAAAUUUUCUUUCGUUACCAAAAUCUACAAAAUUUUCUGUUUCUUUUUUAAAUUAUUUCUUGAAAUGACCUCACCUAGCACCAAGUAUAAUGCUAGCAUCAAGCAAAUACCUUUGCUAAAUUCCGCCGAAACUAAACCUUUACACAUUGAAGAGAUCAAGACAAAACGCAGCUUACUCGAUGCCGCUUAUCCCCCCAAAGCAAUCCGUUUGGAGUUUUUGCAAAGAAAGCCACGACAGGAAAAGCUUAAUUUUAUUGUCAGCAUAAAGGAGGGCAAGUUGGUGAAGAAAUGAGGCAAGAAAAAGCAAUAACUGGAGGAAAGGCUACAAAUUAAUAGCAAGCAUAGGGAAUGUAGAUUUCGUCUAAAGAUUUAAUAAAUUGUCUGAGGAGAAUGUCUACUGUGGGGUCAGAAAAAGCCUCAAAA